Linnemannia hyalina is the source of this 1701-nucleotide messenger RNA. The record is from the annotation of a GenBank genome assembly. Lineage: Eukaryota; Fungi; Mortierellomycota; Mortierellomycetes; Mortierellales; Mortierellaceae.
AUGGUAAUGAUGACUUCUCAACAAGGCCCCCAAGCAUCACCUCGAGCACCACCACAUGUUGACAUCGCAAUGUGUCUCCCUCCAGAACUCAUCUACAUUCUCGGCCAGUUCCUCACCGGACCCUCCCUCCUCGCAUCCCUCCAACUCAACAAACACUGGCACCGCUCCCUCCUACCCAUUCUCUGGGCUUCCAUCUCCAAGUCCCAAUGGCAUCACCCCGCCUUCCCCAUCCAACAGCUCUCCAAGAGCUUCAAGGGCGAUGACCUCCCUGCUUCGCUCAGUCUUGUCCGGGAACUGGAAUGGCUUUGCAACCUCGCUCUCAAGGAACCCUUAUUCUCUUAUGGUACUUCCACGGUUGACGAGACCCCUUGGCCUUUUAUUUCGACAAGGUUACAGCUAUCGGGACAAGUCCUCACACGGAUUCUUGAGGCUACACCCAACUUGACGACACUAUCGCUGACUUUUAAGCACACUGGACCGCAUGUCAAGCUCUUUGAUGCCAUUCGACAAUUGAGGAACUUGAGGUGUCUGUCGAUGGAUAUCGCUAUGCCAAGUACAGGACCCCUGUUACUGGACAAUUUUUACCCGAUCUUCUCCCAACUGGAGGAAUUGUCUAUCGCCGGGAAUUGGUAUCACUAUACGGCAUCUCAGGUAUCUUCGACUCCCUCUUCGACUACUACUGUACCUGGCUCGACAACAACGUCCACAGCACCAGGACUGGAUCAACCCUGGAGGGUGAGGAAACUGAGAACCUCGGUCGAGACGCUGAGCAUGCUACACAAAUGCCCCCACCUGGUCUCUCUCGCAUUGGAACACGUCCCACUCUUUGCCGGAUCCAUUGCCAACCGUCCCUACUCGCUACGCCACAUCUUGAUGUGCCCCAACAUCCAGGAGCUCAGUAUCACGUGGUGGACUGGGUGUGAUGAGGUUAAAGAUCUGGUCGAGACUUUGUUGUCACUGACGCAUCUUCGGACACUGGAGUAUUGUGUAUCCCACCUGGAGCAUUUGCAGUUCUUGGUACCCCUACUCCCUCACCAGCGACUACCGCCGCCAGUUCUUUGUCAGAUGCAUGGCGAGGACGAGGAGUAUCGGCGCCUACCGUUGGCGGUGCCUACACUAGAACACAUUACCAUCAAGAACGCCCAUGUCGACAACAGCCAAGAAGAAGAAGAAUUUGAACGCCUGGUCCCGGAAAUUCUUAAAACCCGACCCCUCCUCAAAACAUUCACCCUGCCUUCUUGCUCAAUCAACCCCAGGACUUUCUUCCCGCAACCCGGCAAAGAAACAGACGACAAAUGGGCAUGCACAGGACUGGAAAAACUGGCCUUUCGACUACCAUGGACGAUCCAAGGCGAGAGCAAGGAGCAGAUCCGGCAGGAAGUUUGGAGACCCAUGUACCGCCAACUUGGAAAGAUGAAAAGCUUAACGUCGUUGACGAUCUGGGGGAAGCUCAUCGACAUGAGCCCGGAGGCUGGGAUCUCACAACUGGCAGGAGCAGUGGAGUUGGAGCGGUUGGCAAUCAAGGACGCUCAUUCAUGGGUAACAGACCGCGAGGGGAUGAUGAGUCUGGUUCGGGUGCUGGGACCAAAAAUGAAUCUGUUGCAUCUUACCCGUUUUCGACCGGGUGAUUUAGAGUUGUUGAGGGAGUGUCUUCAGGACGCUGGGCGGUCAGAUAUCGUACUCCGAGAAAAUAUGACCUAA